Lachnellula hyalina is the source of this 990-nucleotide messenger RNA. It is a transcript of the gene TRPT1, whose product is annotated as tRNA 2'-phosphotransferase. Gene Ontology annotation, molecular function: tRNA 2'-phosphotransferase activity. Lineage: Eukaryota; Fungi; Ascomycota; Leotiomycetes; Helotiales; Lachnaceae. Bases 1 to 990 code for a protein of 329 amino acids. The record is from RefSeq and is a predicted model, not a curated record. Gene Ontology annotation, biological process: tRNA splicing, via endonucleolytic cleavage and ligation. The transcript is spliced from 2 exons.
AUGGCAGCAGCAGUUAUGCAACCUCUCCAAGGCCUUUCUCUCGAUGGUGGCAUUAUGCCCCCUUCCCCCGUAUCUGGAAACAACUCCCGCCAUGGCCGAAGCAAGCACGGUGGAAGUGUUGUAAAGGGCAAAGGCAGGGGUCGGGGAUACAGCGUGGUUGAAGAGCGAGAGGUGCAGAUUUCCAAGGCCCUGACCUGGGUUUUGAAGAGAACUGUGAAAGAAGGCGAGGAGCAAGAGGAAGGAGAUGAGAAGCUCGUGGCUGACGCUGAAGGCUGGGUCGAGUGUGAAGAAGUUCUUCAAAAAGCAAACCUCACCUCCCUCGAAGUCACAUUUCCCGAACUCCAAGACCUGAUUGCCUCCCCCGCCUCCAAAUCCCGCUUUGCCUUGAAGCUAAAUUCCGACUCGGAUGCUGAAAAUGCAGAUGAGUCGGACUACCUCAUCCGCCUGUCUCCAUCCCACGCAACACCCCCUACACCCACCACCACAGGCAAACUCACACCUCUCACAAACACUACCGAGGACCUCCCGGAAAUGGUUGUCUACGAGACCUCGUACGCCAACUACCCUUUGAUCCUCGCAUCUGGUGGCAUUAAGCGAGCAGGUGGACAAGCCUACCUGCACUUCGCUUCUAUCAAGGUGGACGAAGACGGCACUGAAAUUAAGGCCUCAUCUGACGCCGAUGUAUCCAUCUACCUCAACCUCCGCUCCGUCAUGGCAGCCAACGACAAGAUCACCUGGUCUCGAAACGAGAAGGGUGAUGUCGUUACAGAAGGCGAUGCCCAGGGUUCGAUCGAGAAGAACCUGUGGAAGAAGGCUGUUGGCCGAAGAGCCGAUAUCGGCGUCUUGUUUGAAAACGGGGAGGUGAGGAAGGAGGUCCCUAUUGGGUUGAGGGGUAAGGGUGUUAAGGGGAAGCGGGGUGGUGGAAAGGGUAAAGGCCGUGGGUUGAAGGAGAUGAAGGCUCGAAGUGAGGAUGAGUCGAACAGCGACUAG